CAAAAACAACUCUUUUUCCAUAGGAUCAGUUAUAAAAAGAACUGCAAUGAAAUGAGCAGCUUAUUUUCUCAGUCUCACCAGUCAAAGACUUGCAAACGUUCUGGAAAGAGUGUUGGCUGGCUUGUUCAUUUCUAUUGGGACAAUCAUUGUGUUUCUGCAGGACCAAAGUAGCAGACUGGCUAGUGAAGAAUGCUGUCAGAAGGGUAUCUCAGUGGACUCGCCUACUGGAAUGACAUCUACUGGAAUCAUGCAUCUUAUAAUGAACAGGUGGCUGGGGAAAAGGAAGAGGAGACAACUUCUGUUGCUGCUCUUUCCUAUUCCUCUGUGGGUGAAGAGGAAGUCAGAAGUCUUUACGUGAGCUGCAAAUCCUCUGGCAAGUUUAUUUCUUCACUGCACUCAAGAGAAAACCAAUGCAACAGAAGUCAGAGAGUCACAGUGCUGCAGACAAACCCUAAUCCAGUGUUUGAAAGCCCAAACUUGGCUGCGGUUGAAAUAUGUAGAGACCUCCAUAGAGGGACCUACUUGGUUCCACCUUCCUGCAAAAGCAUUUGCAAGAAUUACAAUGACUUACAUAUUGCAGGGGGACAGGUGAUGGCCGUUAACUCAGUGAUGACAGAUUUUCCCUCUGAGAGCAGUUUUGAAUGUGGUCCUUUGUUGAAGUCAUCGGAGAUUCCUUUGCCCAUGGAAGAUUCCAUUUCCACUCAGCCCAGUGACUUUCCCCAAAAGCCUAUUCAGCGGUACUCAUCAUAUUGGAAAAUAACCAGCAUCAAAGAAAAAAGCAGCCUGCAAAUGCAGAAACCUAUUUCAAAUGCAGUGCUGAAUGAGUACUUGGAGCAGAAGGUGGUGGAGUUAUAUAAGCAGUACAUCAUGGAUGCCAUGUUUCAUGACAGUUCUCCUACCCAGAUUCUGGCAUCUGAACUCAUCAUGACAAGUGUGGACCAAAUUAGUCUUCAAGUGUCUAGAGAGAAGAACCUGGAGACCUCAAAAGCUAGGGAUUUAGUCAUUAGUCGCCUAUUACAGUUGGCAUCAACUGAGAUCAGUACACCUAGUCUUCACAUUUCACAGUACAGCAAUGUGAAUCCAUAGAGAGGAUGCUUCCAUCUCUUUCAUCUACCCCAAAACAAUACUAUAUUGAUUUAUUUGGAAAAUGUGCUGGAGGGGGCUAUAAAAGAGAGUCAAAAACCUGAAAAGCAAAUGUUGGAUAGAAAUUAGGUGUGAAUAAAGAAGAAAUCUCUUAAUAUUACACAUGAUGAAGGAAUGUGGGAAGAUAAAUCAUAAUGGUUUCAAAGAGAGGUUUGCACAGCAACAAAGCAAAAAUAAAAAUGAUCAAAAAAGAAAAGGUUAUGAUCCACUUAAGGGAGCAGAAAAAUCAGAAAAAAAAGACAAGCCAAAUGAGAAUAAGAAAAAAAAAACAUGGCAAAACUAAAACCCCAAAAGUUUCAGGGUAGAGAGUUUUAAAAAAUAGUGUUUUCUACCCAAAUAAAUUCCUCCAAAUUGUUUCUUCUUAAGGGAAAUGGACUGCAGAAGGCUGCUAUAUUUGGGUUGAAAGACAAAUUCAAACAUUUUUUAAAAGUACAUUUGUAGCUGUUUUCUGUUUUCUGUAUCAGUAGAGCUAUUCUUUGUAAAUAUUAAAACUGUACCAAAUUGCAAUUGUGGCUUUUUUUAAUGAUUACUUAGCUACAUCCUCAACCAAAAAACAGCCAUGAAAAUCCCCUAAUUGUUUACUAGUGGAGAUGACACUUUCUAAAUGGAAAAUACCAGAGUGAGCACUAGACCAUUUAGUUUCAUUAUUCUGUGUAUGAUUUUCAUCGGGGUACCAGGCUUCAAAAGAAAUUAUGAAUAUUGUUAGUUUUCCCAUUUCCCUCUCCCUUAUCUAUAUGUAUUCUUGACCUGGAACAUGUAAAGGGUCUUCUGUAUCCUCAAAAGAAUGUUACAAACCCUAGGGUCCCAUAAUUUCAAAUUCUGUAAACUCAUUCACUAGAACUCUAGCUCCAUGGCGGCUUCACUGCUUUCUCCUCUAGCUCAAGAGUUGACAAAUUAUGGGCCAUUGGCCAAACCUACUUUGCUGCCUGUUUCAAACUCCUAGAGCUAAGAAUGACUUUCUCAUUUUUAAUUAUAUUACUUAAUUUUCCUUUGUAGUGUUUUGCUUGAUAUAGUACUUAUUUUUAUAUUUUCCUUCAUGUGCUUCUCCAUAUUCCAAACAUUUCUGGCACAUAGUAGGCAUCCAAUUAAUAUUUGUCAAAUGGAUUAAUAUGUUUGGCCGUGUUGGAUACUACAACUAGUGGUCAAAGUAAGAGACCAUUAAUAUAAAAAUCAGAUAAUUCUUUUUUUUGUUUUGUUUUGG
Ictidomys tridecemlineatus (thirteen-lined ground squirrel) is the source of this 2344-nucleotide messenger RNA. RefSeq names its product TLR adaptor interacting with endolysosomal SLC15A4 (gene Tasl). Lineage: Eukaryota; Metazoa; Chordata; Mammalia; Rodentia; Sciuridae. Gene Ontology annotation, biological process: regulation of toll-like receptor signaling pathway. The record is from RefSeq and is a predicted model, not a curated record.